UACACAGCGGCACAAGAAUGCGUAGCUACACGUGGGCAAUGGCACUGAUCGCGUACAUGACGCUGUCCCUCUGCCUGUCAGUCAGUUGGUCACUCCCGGCCAGUGGCUCGACCGGUGGUAACAGCAACGGUGGCAACGAUCUCGACAUUGACGACCUAAGCCGGGAUCGUAUGGCGGGCCAGGGUGAGAUCUCAUCGUCCCAGUUCCAGCACAUGCUUGCCGUCCGAUCGCCAAAGUACAGCUUUGGUCUCGGCAAACGGCGCUACAUCAUCGAGGACGUACCAGGCGCAAAACGGUUACCGCAUUACAACUUUGGUCUUGGCAAGCGUGGGAGUCCUUUGAGUGGUAACGAUUACGAGUACGAUGGACUGAUGGGUAAUCAGCUCGGAUGGAACGAUAACGACUAUACCAAUCUGAUCACGAAGGAUGGUCAGUUCGACUACGAAGCGGACAAGGAUAAAGAUGCUGCGAAACGUGCCACGUCCGGCAAUGGUGCAGGUGCCGCAUACCGCUAUCACUUCGGUCUGGGCAAGAGACGCACGUACGACUUUGGGCUCGGCAAACGUUACUUCGACGCGGAAGAGUUCAACAAGCGGCUUCCGAACCGGUACAACUUUGGCCUCGGCAAGCGCUAAUUCAGCGAGCA
This is a messenger RNA of Anopheles maculipalpis, 646 nucleotides long. Its product is annotated as allatostatin-A. The transcript is spliced from 3 exons. Lineage: Eukaryota; Metazoa; Arthropoda; Insecta; Diptera; Culicidae. The coding region runs from base 18 to 635 and encodes 205 amino acids. The record is from RefSeq and is a predicted model, not a curated record.